Molecule: messenger RNA, 731 nt
Organism: Leptopilina boulardi
Lineage: Eukaryota; Metazoa; Arthropoda; Insecta; Hymenoptera; Figitidae
Exons: 6
Coding region: 148-615 (155 amino acids)
Source: RefSeq, a predicted model, not a curated record
UUUUUUUUAAAUAACAAAUAAAAUCAUAUAAAUAAUCGCCAAUUUCAUUUAAGUCUAUACAAAUUGUGAGAAAUAUUUGUGAAAUAUCAAUUUCAAGUUUUAUUUCGAAGAGGACAUCUAAGCAGAAAAAUAAUAAUUAAAAAAAAGAUGAAAUCUUUUACUCUACUACUUUUGUGCGUUGGACUUUUUGUCUUAGUCGUCGAAGGUGAUCGACGAUGUUCAGACGAAGGUGGAUUGUGUGGCAACGAUCGUCAAUGCUGUCGUGAUCUUCAAUGUAAUGUGAGGGGAAGAUGUGAAAGAAGACAAAAUUGUCUUCAAGAGACACAAGGAUGCCUAAACGAUCGUCAAUGUUGUCGAAAUCUUCGAUGUGAUGAUAAACAAAAAAGAUGCGUAAGGAGAAUCAUUAUUAUUGGAAUAUGCCGACGAGAGGGACAAAUUUGCCGAAACGAUCGACAAUGCUGUCGGAAUCUUCUAUGCAAUGACAGGGAAAACAAAUGUGUGAGAAGAGGCAGUCCUGAAGAUUGCCUUCGAGAGACACAAGGAUGUCAGAAUGACAGACAAUGUUGUCGUAAUCUUCGCUGCAAUAAAGAAAAGAGAUGUGAAAGGCGAAUGUGAUGAGACAUUGAAUUUUACCAAUCAAUUUUGUUCACGACUGGAUGGCUUAAUGUUGGUCAAAUACAUCAAAAAGUGAAGAAACUUCAAAAUUCAAAUAUUAAAAAAAUAAUUUAAAA